This is a messenger RNA of Hypanus sabinus (Atlantic stingray), 2516 nucleotides long. RefSeq names its product LysM, putative peptidoglycan-binding, domain containing 1 (gene lysmd1). The coding region runs from base 45 to 857 and encodes 270 amino acids. The record is from RefSeq and is a predicted model, not a curated record. Lineage: Eukaryota; Metazoa; Chordata; Chondrichthyes; Myliobatiformes; Dasyatidae. The transcript is spliced from 4 exons.
UCGGGGCGCCCGCCCCUCUCUGGUCCAGAGAGCUGCGGCUGUUGAUGGCGACUGGCGGCGGGGCCGGCGGCGGCUCUUCGGCGGCGAACGAGUGCGGGGCGUUGCGGGCUUCAGUGGCUGGUCGUACCCGCUCGUACGGCAGCACUGCCCGGCGCCCCGGCUCGCCCGUCUGUGGCCGGCACCUGGAGCACCGGCUGCAGCCCGGCGAUACCCUCCAGGGGCUGGCGCUGCGAUAUGGAGUGACCUGGGAACCGUACACAGAGGGCUGGAGGAAGUCCGCAGGGCAAGCAGCACCUACAGAGGGAACGGAGAGCCACGGAGGGCUGGAGGAAGUCCGCAGGGCAAGCAGCACCUACAGAGGGAACGGAGAGCCACGGAGGGCUGGAGGAAGUCCGCAGGGCAAGCAGCACCUACAGAGGGAACGGAGAGCCACGCUUCGGGCCGAGACUCUUCACCAGACAGAACAGAUAAAGAGAGCAAAUCGCCUCUAUACCAGUGACUCCAUCUUCCUCAAAGAGGUCUUGAUAAUUCCCAUGGCUGGCAAGCAGGAAAACAACGGGACAUGGGCGGAGAGCCCGCAGGAGGGCAGCCCUGCAGGGCGACCAGAAGACAGCCCGACUCCAGAAAUGUCCGCCUCAGAGUUCCUCAGGAAGAUCGAUGCCCAGAUCACGCAGUCCAAAGCAGCCGCGCUGAAAAAACUGAGGGACGACGGAGACAGGUUUGACGGGAACUCCCCCUCCGUUCUGUGCAGGCCGUUGCCCACGUCCCAGCGAGCUCUCCUCGGACCCGCCCGCCUCACCAAAACAACCCGGGUGACUAGCCUGCAGGACACAGAGGAUGAGAUCUUUCACCUUUGACCCUGGGUAGCCACCCUUCCCAACACUAAAACGCUUCCACACCUGCCCCACCGUGAAGGUGACAGUCUGAGUCACGGCCGGGACGGUGGGAGAAUUCCGUCUGGGGUAUCCAGAGAUGGUGCCGGAGAAGGAGGAAGGUCCUGAGUGAGCCGGGCUCACGGGGGAAGUCUAGGAUGGAGGUGUGUCUCUUUCUCUGUGCCAUGUGUGUGUGCGUGCGCCUUUCCCUCCUCCUGUGUGUAUGUCUCUCCCCACAACCCACCUUACUCUCUCCCUCCCUCCCUCUGUGCCCAAGUAUGUGUGUGUCUCUCUUCUCCCCCUCCUUGGCCCUGUGUGUGUCCCCCAUCAUUUCUCUGUGUAGAAACGCUGUUUCCUGGGAGAGGCUGUGUUUGUAUCUUCACCUAUGCAUUAUUCCUCCCCCCCCCCCCACUCCACCCAUCCUGCCUGCAGUGCUGUACCAGCCAAAUGUUAUCCUGCAGAACCGCCCCUUCAUGUGUCCUUCUCCCCACCCUUGCACAGUGUUGUCGUGGAGACUCUGCCCCUCCCCGGCCCCACCCCUUCACCCUGUCAGCACCUGUUCACUCUCCAGCCCCUCCACCCCAGCCCCAGCAGAUAAGGAGUUAUGUGGGGGGGGGGGAGCGGAGAAUUGGACUUUGUCUCUGCCCCGACACGUGUCUGUCACCAGCCUCUCCCUACUCCAUCAGCUCUUGAAAUGGAUGGGCGUCCAUCUGUGCUAACUCAUAGAGGUCCCAGCACUACACCCCACGCCCAAGCGCAUACAGAGUGAACACGCUCUCUUCCCGUCCUUCCUCCUUCCCCAGAGACACAUCUGUUAUCCUCCAAUUUCUGGCUACGUUCCGAAUCACUUUGUUGGGUCUGGACCAGGCUGGGAUUGGGACGGAGGUGCUGAGGUCUCCAAAUGCUGCUCUCCAAUUAUUGACCCCACCCCAAGGCAAGGCUCCUCUGUCUCUUCAUUGUUUACAGUACCCCCUCCCUGCCUUGCUGCUAAAUCCUGGAGACCCCCCCCCCCCCCCCAGUCCUUCUUGUUGAUGGGAAAUGUGCAAUAUGGAAUAGUCUUCCAGAAAUCAGCGUGGUGAGGGGUCUGCAGUCUCGAGUGGAUUGAUUGCUGAACCCAGGAUUCAGUCCCCUUCUCUGCAGGGAGCCAACAGCUGCGUUUGGAUCACCUGCUCUGAGCUCGGCGCCCCCAGCCCUCACAAGUUGCCCUGCACUCCCCUCCGAAGUCAGACACUCACUCUGCUGGAUCGGAGCCUUGGAGAGAGGAUGAACGCAGAGGAGAGAUCGCUUGAGGUUUUACAUUACCUGCUGCCUCAGUCUGUUUAACUCCUGGCAAGUUUUGACCCUCCCCACCCCCCCCCCCCCAGACUACUGUAGGGGAAGGGACACCCCACCCCCUUGAAAUUUUAUUUAUUGAACUGUGAACGGUUUAAAUAAUGAGCAGUGAGGGCUGUCCAGCAGCCAGGAGCCAGCGUGCUUGGAACCUGAACGCACGGGGAAACCCAAACGUCGCUAGGAAGACUGGAACGCCUUUCAAAGGCGCUUGCUCUCUGCAGUGCCUGUAAAUAAAUCCUUUCAGGGACCCACUGUAAGUCAAUUGCUGUAUGGAAUACUUUGAUACCUAAUUAAAAAUUAUUUCUGCCAAGC